Pelagomonas calceolata is the source of this 1974-nucleotide messenger RNA. The record is from the annotation of a GenBank genome assembly. NCBI's taxonomy places the organism in Eukaryota, Pelagophyceae, Pelagomonadales, Pelagomonadaceae.
UCUCUCCCGAGGCGCUGCCUUUUGGGGCGCUGCCAAAGGCAAGCGACGGGCCCGCGCCGGCGGGAGGCACCUCGGCGCGGACCGCACACGGCCACCGAGUGCCGACGCCGCAGCCCCAGAACCGGUGAGGGCAGCCCCACCACGGGAUGGGCUUUGUCGACAGCCUGCGGGCCAAGCUGCCCGGCGGCAAGGAUGAUGGGAAACCCAAGAAGAAAACCGCGAAGGAGAUCUUCGCCGAGGCCCAGAAGGCGCGCAAACGGGGAGAGCCCAUCCCCCGCGGGGAAGGCCUCGGCGGCGAGAAGCUGCCCGAUUUACCGACCGUUCCUGGUGAAGAUGAUACCUCUGUUAUUUCUAGACCGCAACCGAAGCCCGAGCGGUGGAUCCCCGGCGUCGUCUGUGAGAUCGAGAAGCGGAAGACCGGAUGGUUAUAUUCGGUGUCGUAUGAAGAUCUGAGUGCGAAGGAACAGAACAAUGAAUUGCCGGCGAAACGGCUGCGGAAGAAGGAGACGAAGGACGAGGCCCAUGCGAGGAAGUUAAGGGACGCCAUCAAAGCUCUGGAGAAGCUCGAGGCCGCCGACGAGGACCGGUCCUACAACUCCACUGGUUCUAGGUCUAGUGCGGGCUUCGCCAUGGAUCCCACGUCUCCCGACUUCGUGGGCUACAAGAUCGGCGCGAAAGUCGAGGUCUGGCACCCCGAAGAGCUGGGAGAGACCGAAGAAGAAAAGCAGGAACGACUCGCGCUCGAAGCCAAGAUCGCGUGGAACAAACAAACAAACAAGGAGAAGGCGAUAUGGUACGUGAAAAAAGCCAUGUCUGAAUUAGAGAAGUUGAUGGUCCACUACGGUCCUCCGUAUAAAGAGGAGUACGGCGGGUGCUUGUAUGAAGAAUGCAAUAACCCUAAACCAAGUAUAAUUGAGAUCCACGGCUUGCUCAAUGAGAAGGGCGACCCUCGGGUGCCCAAUCCAAGUGAUCAUGGCAAUACGCCGUUGCAUUACGCUGCUAGAUAUUGUAAUCUUAAGUUAGCGAAGAUGCUUUACCGAGCAGGCGCCGAGCCCAAACAACUCAACGAGCUGGGCAUGAACGCCUUGGGCACGGCCUGCAUGUUCAACUGCGCCGAGCCGCGACGAAAGACGCACAUGAAGUUCUGUCGAUGGUUGAUCGACCACGGCGCGGACGUAAAUAACGUCGACAAAGGCGGCCACACCGCUCUCGAGUUAGCGUCGUCCUGGGGCAACAUGCCUCUCGUGUCGAUGUUGAUGCAGAACAUGGCUCGGGUCAGGCGAGAACUGCAGUUCCUAGCGAUAGAAGCGCCGGACGCCGUGGAUGUGGCCGUCACCGACGAGGUCAAAGCUCUACUCAUCGCGAAGAAGAAGAAGGAAGAUCAAACGAUCGCGGAGGACGAAGAGGAGCGCAAGAAGAAGGCCGAGGCCUUUAAAAUUGCUACCGAGCUCGCUAGGAAGAAGCAGGACAUGAUCAAGAAGAUCGAGGAGCGGCGGCAGUACCGGAAGCACCAGGCUCGGUUAAGGGCCAAAGCGUUGCACGAGGCGACGCGCUUAUCCGAGCAAGAUGUGGAAGAUGAGUUGGAGAGGGAGCGCGAGCGGAAGUAUAAAGAGUUACAAGAGCAGGAGUCGCAUAUUGGGAUCUGGCACCGCGAAGGGAAACGGAUGUGGCGCUUCCAGCAGACGGGCCAGCAGGAAUCAACUAGGACGAAUAUUUUGGACGAAGCCGGCUCGAUUCUGGCCGACUCCAAGGGUACCGAAUAUAGAAGUAUGCUGCAGAAGCGGUGGCGGUCGAUGACCGGUUUGGAGUUGACGGCAGCCCAUCCGACGAUGCAACCUAGAGCGUCGUUCGAAGUGCUGGAGGAGGAGAUGGAGAGCGCGAAGCAGCUCCCGGACAUGGGCUUCGAGGCGUACAACCCCGGCUAGUUGUUUACCGGGCCGCGCUAGUAAUUGUGUUUUUGUAUAAAUUGUGGGC